GUUUCCUAGCUCAGCUUGUGCAGUGGAGCUAUUGUUGUGUCUUCAUUGCUGCAGACCCUGAGGUUGGGGAAGACGGCUCUUGAACCAUUCUCUAUCAUUACCUUCAUGAUACUUUUUUUCAAAAGAAAAAUUGAACUCCUCACUUAUAUUUUUAAGAGAGCCUUGUGGACUCUGCUGCUGGGUCAAGCCUGGAUCAACAACCCAAGUAAACUCAGAACGAAGAUACUCCUGAAAAGCUGAUAUUGUGUGUCCCUGUGAGAGAGGGAGAUUGAGAGACUGAUAGUAACGCCUGGACCUAAGCAGAAGGCCACUCCCUAGAGAAAUGGCUGCUGAGCAAGGGAUUGUGGGGGAUCCGGUUCCCCAGUUCCAAGCUGGGCUGCAGCCAGGGGAGCAAAUGGUGGAACGGGGCCUAUUAAGCCCCAAACCGGAGGAAGAAUCCGAGGAAGGGAGCGAAACAUUGUCUAACAUCCCAGCCGGGAGCCCAGGGGGAUUCCCCAAAGGAAUGACGGCCCCACAGAUCAAAGAGGAAGCUAAAGAGGGUUUGGCGCCGCAGUGGGAACCUCAGUGGCGGCACUUCCCAAAGGAGCCGCAGGCCUUUCACACCAUUUGGGGGAAUCCACACCUCCCACAGCCCUCCCCCUGGGGCCACACCGAGGCUUUGCCACCUCCAUUACAGGGAGGAGUUAACGUUAGCCGAAGGCCCGGAGGAGAGUGGGCAGCCCAGCUCCUGUCUGGCCUCAGUAGAGAUAUUCAAGGGACAUUAGCCAAAGAUGAGACAGGCUGUGGGGAAGUCAAGGAGAAGGUGUCCUCGGAUGAGGAGACUGUUGGCAUGGAGCUGCGCCGCCAGCAGUUCCGGCAGUUUUGCUUCCAGGAAGCUGAGGGGCCCCGUGAGGUCUGCAGCCGCCUCUGGUUCCUUUGCUACCAGUGGCUGAAGCCAGAGAGACGCACCAAGGAGCAGAUCCUGGAGCUGCUGAUCCUGGAGCAGUUCCUGGCUGUCCUGCCACCGGAGGUCCAGAGGUGGGUGAAGGAGCGCAGCCCGGAGACCUGUGCCCAGGCAGUGGCCCUGGCUGAGGACUACCUGCUGAGGCAGGAAGAGCCACUGAGGACAGACGGUGAGCUCUCGGAGCCUCUCGGAGCAGAAGAAAGGAGCUUUGGGGCACUAUUGCCUUUGCAACACAUGGAGAAAGUGGUGUCUGGGCUGCUGGCAGAGGUGGGCCUGUAUUCUUCCAAAGCAAAGGGCACCUUCAGAAAGAGAAAGCAGGAGAGGGGCAGAGAUGUUUCGUUGCCGGCAGAUAACGUGCAGGAGAUGGAGGUCGGCGCAGUUUUGCCCCAGGAAACUCCUAAGAAAGAGGAGCCACCACAAGACUGUGGGAGAGACCUUGAUACAGGUUUGGACGUUGCCGGAUGUGAAGAUGCUCCCCCUGGCCUGAAACCUCACAAAUGUUCCGAGUGCGGGAAACGAUUCCACCAGAUCUCCCACCUUAAUAGACACCUGAGAAUCCACACUGGGGAGAAACCAUACAAGUGCUUGGAUUGUGGGAAAAGCUUCACACAGGGCUCCUGUCUCCUUGGACACCAGAGAAUCCACACGGGCGAGAAAGCGUAUUCAUGCUCCUACUGCGACAAAAGCUUCAUUUGGAGCUCUGGUCUCCAUCAGCAUGAGAAAAUCCACCUGGGUGAGAAGCCUUAUAAGUGUUUAGAAUGCGGGAAGAGCUUCCACCGGAGCUCAGCUCUCACCGACCAUGUGAGGUCCCACACGGGAGAGAAACCAUACACCUGCUCCGAUUGCGGAAAAGGCUUCAGCCAGCACUCAAACCUCAUCGUGCACAGACGAGUCCACACGGGAGAGAAACCGUACACCUGCUCCGUCUGCGGGAAAAGCUUCACCCGUACCGCGCUGCUUAUGGCGCAUCGAAGGAUCCACACGGGAGAAAAACCAUACAAGUGUUUGAUCUGCGAGAGGAGCUUCAGGGAGAGACCAGCUCUUACAAAACAUAAGAAGAUCCACAUGAGAGAAAACUUGUAGUAUGUUGGGACUUUUGGGAAAGCCUCAGUCUCGCCUCUCCUUUUCAGUUGGCUUGCGUCUCUCACCCAUUUUAAACUUAGCUCACCUCCACACCGUACAUUUAAAGCACCUUGUAUCAUAAGAACAUAAGAAGAGCCUGCUGGAUCAGGCCAAUGGCCCAUCUAGUCCAAUACCCUGGGUUCACUGUGGCCAACCAGAUGCCCGAGGGAAGCCUGCAAGCAGGACCUGAGUGCAAGAGCACUCUUCCCACUUGUGAUUCCCAGUAACUGCUAUUCAGAAGCAUCCUGCCUCCGACAGCAGGGGUAGAACAUAACUAUCAAGGCUAAUAGCCACUGAUAGCCUUAUCCUCCAUGAAUAUCUAAUCCUCUUUUAAUGCCUUCCACUUUAACAGUCACGGUUUCCCCCAAACAAUUCAGGUGGGAACUAUAAUUUGUUAAGGGUGCUGAGAGUUGUUAGGAGGCCCCUUAUUCCCCUCACAGAGCUACAAUUCCCAGGGUGGUUUGACAAUCAAUCCUUCUUCCCAGGAAACUUUGGGAAUUGUUGCUCCAUGAAGGCAAUUGUUGGCUGUGUCCUAACAACUUUCAGCACCCUUAACAAACUACAGUUCCCAGAGUUCUUUGGGGGAAGCCAAAUAUUGUUAAAGUGGUGCAAGAUUGUGGAUAUGACCUUAGAAUUGGCCUGUAGGUCAUGGAGUGUGUUCCAACUGAUCAGGGGCCAAUAUUCAAUCAUUUUACUUUGACGAGUUUAGCACUGUUGAACAGAAGAGUGAAGCUAGUGUGGCUGGGUAGGAACUACAUCACUCAGGAGCAAGAAAACAUUGGCCACUGGAAAAGAAGUUUUUACAUUUGUUGUUGGGGGGGGGUGAGGGGUGGAGACCAGGGAGCACAAGGAUGAGUGAGGCCAAACGGCUGCCACGUGGAAACUGAAUUUCACAUAACAGGUUUCAGCUAACCAGCCACAUCUUGAAUGGCAGUGGGUGUCGCAUACAAAAAAUGUUUGACAGAAAGUGACACCCAGCCAAUUUGCUUGCUGAAGAGGUUGCUCUUGCCACUGGAACCUCCGGCGCAGAAAAGUCUAGUCUCCUAAGUCCAUCUGCUAAGCCCUGUUUUUCCACCAAGGCCACGACUGUUUUCCCUACUGGUUUUCAGUUUUAGAAUUCUAUCCAAACUGAUCUCAGGGAUUCUUGAGAGCUUCUCAGAAAUGUCACAUAACACCAUCACAAAAAUUAGGAUGGGUUGUUGUAGUUGUUGAGUGAGUAGAGGCAAGCAAUUUAUUAUAGAAUUGGAUCUGUUGGGUUCCAGUGCAUGGCUAGUCACCUUUUACGGUUGUCACGCUGAAUCAAGAGGAGUUGGUAGGAACAUGCCUCUGUGGGUAAAUCUCCUGCAGCCUAAGUGUUGUAAAUCCUCCUCAGAGUGGACCCAUUGAAAUUAAUGAACCUAAUUUAGUUGUCAUUAUUAUUAUUUAUUAGGACGGGUCGCAAAAUUCAAUAUUAAAAACAGUUAAAUAUAGUCACAGGAAUAGAGUCUGUUACAGUCCAUUAACUUCAGUGGAUCUACUCUGAGUAGGAGUAGCUCUGAAUACCACCCACUGUUUUUGAAGGAUGUGUUUUCCCAAGUGCCUAAUCUAGGGUUGGCAUCCAGGAUUGGCCAAAGCCCCACAUCCUUGGAGUAGGUUUCACUGCCUCCCCCCCCCAAGAGGUUUCUGGCCCAGCAUCCUUCUCUUUCCUUGUGCUCUUGAACUGGGUGGUUGAGUGGUUUGAACCAAAGUGAACAGGCUGCAGUGGCAACAAGGAAAAGUCCGCACUGAGUUACUUGACUUGCAUCAAAGCACAUUGGUUUCAUUGAGCUGGGAGAGGUGCCAAAAAGAGCAGUCAAAGUGGAGCAACUUCCCUACAAGAAAGAUUACAGUGCGCUUUUAGAUGCAGGAAUAAGGGGUGCAUAAAAUUAAUGCCUGGCAGGGAGGAAGAAAACAGAAAGAAGACGCCUGCCCAGGGUCUUCCACUGCCAGAGGGCUGGGGCUGUGAGCCUCCAUUCCCAUGUCCCACAAUGCCCUGGGAUAACACUAAAUAAGGCACUGUGGGGCAUUAUGGGAAGUUAAAACAGCCGCUCCCAGCUGUUGCUAUGAAAUAAAACCAGGAGUAUCCAUUGACACAAGAGGAGGCCCCCCCAAGGGACUCUGCCGAACCCUUCUCUCCAUCCUCUGUUCCUUCCUAAACGUUCCUUCUGAGAAGCCUUCAGCUUUAACCCCGGAGGAGCCUUCAGCCAUUGUCUGCAACCCAAACAAAGUCUUGAGGCUAGGGUUGCCAGGCUCAGGGCCUGAGACUGAUCCUGUAUCUUUAGGAGAAGAGAAAGUCAGCCACGUGCAGGUGCUCUUGCAACACAGGUGGAAUUCUCCCUUCCCCUGGAGGGCCACAUUUGAAUCCUGGCCUGGAGGUGCCCCACCCCAGUGGAUAGGAAGCCACUGUAAGCAUUCAUCCCUUGGUAGCUUUGCCUCUGCAGCACGGAUGGGGGAGCUUGUGGUUCUCCAGUUGUUGGCUGCAUAGACUAGAUGGCCUAUAGGCAUCUUCCAACUCUAUGGUUCUAAGUACAUGUAAGCAGCCAUGGGUGGACCACAAUUCCCUUAAUCCCUGAGCAACAAUCAUGUUGGCUGGGACUGAAGGGAGUUGUUCAACAACAUCUGGAGGGCCACAGAUAUUCUCCACCUCUGCUCUGUACCCUGGUUCAUUUUUCUUCAUUUCUGGAAUCCCAAAAGAAAAGAAAAGUCCAAUAAUAUUUUAGAAAACAGUUGAAAGCAAAGCAUGGUGUUUCCCCCAAAUGGCUGCAGCUUAAAAGAAGGGAGAGUUGCAUGGGAACUGUUGAACAAGUUUAUUGAGGUUUGGAAGCAUUAAGUAGAAUCUUGGUUGUGGUGGGUUUCCCCCCCCCCAGGUUUUGCAAAGCAAACUUUGUUCUUUUGACUUUCUUGUUGUAGUUCCUAGUUGUGAAUGGGAAUUAUGGUUUGUAGUGUUUGUUUUUAAUGCAAAUAUAUAUAUUAAUAAAUAGAUUUUAUAAUUAAAUGUUUGUAAGGUUUGGGGAGAUUAGAACCAUCCUUUAUCUCCAUCAUACAUUGAUGGAGUUAUAUUUUUAAUAAUUAACAGUGCAAUUUAGGAGCGCCAAUAUGGUGCAGUGGUUAGAGUGUUGGAUUAGGACCUGGGAGACUAGGAUUCAAAUCCCUGCUCGGCAGUGAAGCUCACUGGGUGACCUUGGGCCAGUCACUGUCUAACCUACCCCACAGGUUGUUGUGAUGAUAAAAUUGGGAAGGGGAAAAGCAUGUUCUAUGCCAUCUUGAGCUCCUUGGAUGAAAAGCGGGAGAUAAAUGUAAUAAAUAUAUAAUGUGCAGGUCUACUCAGAAGUAAGGCUCAUUGAGUCACAUCAGACUUACUCCAGGUAAACAUAUACAGGAUUGCCAUGUUAGGCAGUGAAUUCAAUGAGAUUUACUUCUGAGUAGACAUGCAUAGGAUUGUGUAGUAAAAGUCAUGCCCUCAAGGUGUUUCACAAAUUUUCAGUGGAAAUCCUGUUUUGACUUCUUUUUAAACUUAGGCUGUGUACACCCCAUACAUAGAAAGCCCAUAGCUGCCCCCAAAGAAUCCUGGGAAAUGUAGUUUACUUCUCACAAAGCUACAAUUCCCAGCACCCUUAAGAAACUACAAUCCCCAGGAUUCUUUGGGGGAAUUCAUAUGCUUUAAAUGUAUAGCUGUGUGGAGCCCUAAUUUAUAUUCUUUUUUUUUUUCAGUAACCAGUUACACAAAAGGCACUCAUACAGGAAUGGGGAAAAGUAUGUACUGUAUCAACUUUAGCCAAAUACUCACUGGGUGACCUUGGGCCAGUCGCUGCCUCUCAGCCUCAUGAAAACCCUAUUCAUAGGGUCGCCGUAAGUCAGAAUCGACUUGAAGGCAGUACAUUUACAUUUUAUAUAUAUAGAUAGAUAGAUUAUGUAUACAUAUAAAGUGAACAUCACAGGCUUGAAUAUUUAUGUAAACAUAGAGAGGGGAAAUAUACUGGCACUUAAGCUUACUCUGGAAGAACUCCUACAUGAAUCAUUAUCUUUGUUCUGGUUCCUUAGAACCAUACCUUCAUUAUAUUACUGCAGCAUAUGGAUCUGUAGAAAUCUUUUUGGAAGCACAUGGCUUCCCCCCAAGAAUCCUGGGAACUGUAGUUUGUUAAGGUUGCUGGGAAUUGUAGUCCUGUGAGGGGUGAAGCUACAGUUCCCAGGAUUCUUGUGGGGAAGCCAUAUGCUUUAAAUGCAUGAUGUGGAUGUAAUCUUAAUUAGUUAAUUAAAACCCACUUAAUUGGAGACAAGGAUCUUUUAUUGGUUGGCAAUGCUAGUUUGCACUUAUGAUGAUAACUAUUUUAUAAGGGAGGGUUCCUGUGCUGUGUCUCCUGUGUCAGUUGAUGAGGGGGGGAGAGAAAGAGAAAUCAUUUUGCAAGCGUUGGCUGCAAGGGGGACUGAUGCAUGCAAAAAAUCAGGGCUGCUUGUUUCAGCUGCGCAGUGCCAAACUGAGCAGGAUUUAACCCCACUGCUCAUCAACUGAGGAGUGUGUGGGGUGUGUGUGAAAUCUUGCUGCUUUGGCUGCCUAACAUAAAAUACCAAGGAGGUAAACAAUGUUAAAACAUUAAAAAAUAAAAAUACAGAUAAUCAAGGUGACUGGCUAAUCAAAAUAAAAAUUAAACAACUGCAAAGGCCUGUCAGCAUAAAAAAGAUCUUCAAGAGUUGCGUGAAAGUCAAAAGUGAGGAGCCUGCCGAAUUUCUGCUGGAAGAGAGUGUUCCUUCUCAUGGGACCAGCAACACUGAAUGCCUGACUCCUAAUUGAGGCCAGUUGGGUCUCUGUAACAUGAGGGAGAACUAAUUGCGCUCCUCUGGAUAAUCACAGUGAGCUUGGCUGCAUUCACACUGUAUAUUUAUUCCACUAUUAUUCCACUUUAAACAAUUGUGGCUUUCCCCAAAGAAUUCUGGGAAGU
Molecule: messenger RNA, 7020 nt
Organism: Rhineura floridana
Lineage: Eukaryota; Metazoa; Chordata; Lepidosauria; Squamata; Rhineuridae
Product: zinc finger and SCAN domain-containing protein 31-like
Exons: 4
Coding region: 323-2026 (567 amino acids)
Biological process (GO): regulation of transcription by RNA polymerase II
Molecular function (GO): DNA-binding transcription factor activity, RNA polymerase II-specific; RNA polymerase II cis-regulatory region sequence-specific DNA binding
Source: RefSeq, a predicted model, not a curated record